AUGAAGAGUAAUGGAGUGAGUCUGGGCCGUACAGGACUACUCCGGUGCGAGGCUGCUGCUGUUCCUAUCCCUAUAUUUGAGUGGUACAAAGGGGAGAAAAGGAUUAUCAGAGGUCAGGGCAUCGACAUAAAGAGUGUGAGCACCAGAUCAGUGCUGACAGUGUACAACAUGACAGAAGACCGCUACGGCAACUACACAUGCGUCGCCACCAACAAGAUGGGGACAGCCAACGCCAGCGUGACUCUUGCUCGUAAGUGCAGUCCAUGCUUUUCUGCUUGGUCCAAAAAACUGAAGGAAACAAUCCUGGACUGUGUCACCUGGUUUAAAGAGUAUGUUUUAAUGAGAUGA
Messenger RNA from Knipowitschia caucasica, 348 nucleotides. The record is from the annotation of a GenBank genome assembly. Lineage: Eukaryota; Metazoa; Chordata; Actinopteri; Gobiiformes; Gobiidae.